Molecule: messenger RNA, 2499 nt
Organism: Trichomycterus rosablanca
Lineage: Eukaryota; Metazoa; Chordata; Actinopteri; Siluriformes; Trichomycteridae
Gene: prickle1a
Product: prickle homolog 1a
Exons: 7
Coding region: 1-2499 (832 amino acids)
Molecular function (GO): zinc ion binding
Source: RefSeq, a predicted model, not a curated record
AUGAACCUCGAAAACCCUACCGGUUUCCACAGGAGUGGUAAGCAACUGGACAUGGAACAGAAGGUCAGCAAGCUCACAUUCGGAUUUCAAAGAAGCUCAACCUCUGAUGAUGAUUCUGGCUGUGCCUUGGAGGAAUACGCCUGGGUUCCACCUGGACUGCGACCGGAACAGGUCCAGUUGUAUUUCUCCUGUUUGCCUGAGGAUAAGGUUCCCUAUGUUAACAGCCCGGGAGAGAAAUACCGCAUUAAACAGCUCCUGUAUCAACUGCCUCCCCAUGAUAAUGAGGUGCGAUAUUGCCAGUCUCUUAGUGAGGAGGAGAAGAAGGAGCUACACAUGUUUAGUGUGCAGAGGAAAAAGGAAGCUCUUGGAAGAGGAACCCUAAAGUUGCUGCCUAGGAAUGUACAUCAUGCCAUCUGUGAACAUUGUGGGGAAAACAUUAGUGGAGGAGAGAUGGUGGUGUUUGCUUCGAGAGCAGGGCCUGGUCUGUGUUGGCACUCAGCAUGCUUUGCAUGCUCAACGUGUAAUGAGCUCCUAGUGGAUCUCAUUUAUUUCUACCAUGAGGGAAAGGUUCAUUGUGGGAGACAUCAUGCUGAACUGCUCAAGCCUCGCUGUUCAGCCUGUGAUGAGAUUAUCUUUGCCGAUGAGUGCACCGAGGCGGAGGGUCGUCACUGGCACAUGAAGCACUUUUCCUGCUUUGAAUGCGAAACCGUUUUGGGUGGUCAGCGGUACAUCAUGAAAGAUGGUCGGCCCUACUGUUGCGGCUGCUUUGAGUCACUCUAUGCAGAAUACUGUGAGGCCUGUGGGGAACACAUUGGUGUUGAUCAUGCUCAGAUGACAUAUGAUGGACUCCAUUGGCAUGCCACAGAUGAGUGCUUCAGUUGCGCGCAGUGCAAAAGCUCCUUGCUUGGUUGCCCUUUCCUUCCAAGACAAGGUCGCAUUUACUGUUCCAAAACUUGUAGUUUAGGGGAGGAUGUCCAUGCCUCAGACUCCUCAGAUUCUGCCUUUCAGUCUGCCAGAUCUCGGGAGUCCCGUCGCAGUGUGAGAACAGGAAAGAGCAGUCGUUCUGCAGACCAGUGUCGCCAGUCUCUGCUCUUCUCACCUGCCGGGAACUAUAAAUUCCCUGGCUUCACGGGCAAUGCCGAUGACACUUUAUCAAACAAGCUGUCGCAUUUAAGCUUCGCAGACGACCACUUCUGGAGAAAUAGAGAGGAGCAGGAAGUACCGGAAGACCAUGAGGAAUGGGCUGAGCAUGAAGACUAUAUGACACAGCUGCUUCUUAAGUUUGGAGAGCAUGGAGUUUUCCAGCAGACAGAGGACUGCAGACCGGUUGAUCCUUGGAGGACUGAGUCUGAGGUGAAAAAUAAGUCAACAGAGUCAAAGAUGUCAGUGGGUGGUGGCAGCAGCAGCCUGGCUAGUAAAAAGUACAAGGCGGAUAUGUACUGGACACAGUCUCAGGAUGGAUUGGGAGACUCUGCAUAUGGUAGCCAUCCUGGACCUGCAAGCAGCAGGAAAAUCCAUGACCUGGAUCUUGAACAAAGUGCUAACUUUAAGCACGAAGACAAGCAGUGGUACGACGACUCCUUGGAAUGCAUCAAUGAUCGGCUUAAACGGACUGAGAUGAGUGUCCGGGACUCCAUGGACUCACUUGCACUAUCCAAUAUCACAGGUGCAUCCGUUGAUGGGGAUUUUAAAGAAAAGCAAUUACCGUACUCUUUACAAAGCUUUACCAAGUUGGAGAAUGAGGAUUGUGAGAAAAUAAGCAACAUGGGGACACUCAAUUCUUCAAUGCUGCAUAGAAGUGCCAACUCCAUUAGGAGCCUUACCUCUGAACUUGAACAAGUAGAAGUGGUAGAGGAGGAAGAACCAAUAGAAGUCAUCCCUCUACCAGAGGAACGACCCAAAAACCCUGUUCUUCGUAGAAGCCGGUCUCAAUCGAAGCCUUACCAGGUCAAAUUCUCAGAUGAUGUUGUGGACAAUGGACACUACAACGGCGCUGAGGUACGACAGCCUCCAAUGAGUGAACGCACACGAAGAAGGGUGUACCAUUUUGAUGAGCAAGAUCAGCGACAGCGCGUGCGUCAUCAUAACCACAGGCGAAGAAGCCGAAAGUCCCGAUCAGACAAUGCACUGAACAUACUACCCAAAGAGCGAGCACGUACAUGCUUCCGAGAGGAUUAUAUCAAGCGUGCUCAAGUACCUACUUCUCAAUAUGGACAGCACUCCGCUGCCCAGGCUGAUUACAGCUUGCAAAACCAAGCCACGGAAAGAUUUUUUCAUCUUUAUGGAGACGACGAUGACUGGUGCUCUACGUGUUCAUCUUCUUCCUCUGAGUCAGAGGAGGAGGGCUUCUUCCUGGGUCAGCCGAUUCCACAGCCAAGGCAGCCUAGGUAUCAGUAUCAUGCUGACAAAACUUCCAAUCAAGUAUCCCCACCUUUUGGAACUAGGACAAAUUACAAAAAGAAGAGAGGACAUAAAGGCAAAAACUGCAUAAUUUCAUAG